CAGUGCUGGAGUACGACGGCAAGGAACAGCAAGCCAGCGGAGGGCUGCUUCUCUGUGUACGUCGGCAUGGGCAGGCAGCGGUUCAUUGUGAGGACGGAGUGUGUGAACCACCCGUUGUUCCGGGUGCUUCUGGCGGAGGCCGAGGAGAUGUUUGGUUACGCAGCCACAGGGCCCCUUGAGCUGCCCUGCAACUCUGAGGCGUUCACCGGGGUGCUGGAGCAGAUCGAGGAGGAGAUGCAGAUGGCGGCGGGGAGGAGGAGGUACGGCCUCCCCAGGGGGAACUCCUACCGGCUGCUCAGCACCGGUUAGACUGUCAUCAUCAGCCGAUCGUAGCAGUACACUGGAUUGGCAUUGAAUGAUGCCGAGUUGAUGAGCUCCGAGUUUCUGCUGAGCUCGCAUUUUCAGACUAUCAUGUACACAUUUUGAAGCAGCCUUAGCAUUCCCAAGUAUGAUAAACAACAUCAUCAUAUACUGGACAAUGUUAGAUAUAUUUAUUUCUUCUUCCUUCUUCCAUUUUUGUGAGAAAGCCAAUGUUAGCUGUUCAUGUGUGUUCACCUUAUAAGUUGUAGUAACUGUCGGUGAAAGUGUUAUACGGAUACAUGAUCUGAUUUUUCAAUUUGCGAUAUCUAUAUAUGCCAUAAUGGAAUAAUUCCAAAGUAGAACCGCACACU
Molecule: messenger RNA, 671 nt
Organism: Triticum aestivum (bread wheat)
Lineage: Eukaryota; Viridiplantae; Streptophyta; Magnoliopsida; Poales; Poaceae
Product: auxin-responsive protein SAUR32-like
Exons: 1
Coding region: 67-309 (80 amino acids)
Biological process (GO): response to auxin
Source: RefSeq, a predicted model, not a curated record